GGUAAGCAUGUAGCUCCGCCUCCCUGCGGUCACGUGACGGAGCUAGCAGCUAGCCGUUAGCCGUUAGCAUGUAGCUCCGCUGGACUCAGCGCCCGCAGACGAACCGACCUACGAACCCCCAAAAGCCCCCCUCGGUCGGUGUUCGGUGGAGUGGCUCCAGACACCCCCCCCCAAGGGCUGCGUCAACCAGCUCAGCACCCUGCCCCCUGCUCUGACACUCACUAUCAGCAGCCCCAUCUAGAGCCGGAGAUCUGCUCUGUCUCCACCGGCCUCCAGGAGUCCUCCGGCCUUUAGCCCAGAUACAGAGGGAGAGGUGGAGAUGCAGAUCCCGUGGUAACACACUCACUGAGAAAUCUUUAUGGUGCAGCUGGACGUUGAUUCCGUAAUGACAAGCUUCUGUGAAGAAGAUGUCCACGCUGUCUGCGACUGAUAUCCCAGAUGUUGGUCACGGUGAGAGGCAGGUGUUUGACCCCCCCCCUGUGCUGCGGCUGCCCUGCUUGGUGGAGGAGCGUGUCGACGGCGCUGGGGCCGGUCACCGUGGCGUCAUGUUAGGGAGCCCCCUGCGGGCCGACGAGCUGCCCUCCCUGGACGGCUCGUCGCUGGGGGAGAUGAGCAGCCCGCUGCCCGCGGAGCACGGAGACAUGAAGCUGGAGCCGGCGGCGGGGGGCGGUGCCGCCCACUCAGGUCACGAAGGUGGGGAGAGCUCUCCUCGCCGCUCAGGUGAGCUGGAGAAACCUCCCCUUCAACCGCUGAAGCUCCUCGGACAGAAAAAACGGCAUUCCAGCUCCGUUGACGGGCAGCCGGCGGUGAAGAGGAAGAAGGGGCCCGCCCCCAAGAUGCUGGGCAACGAGGUGUGCAGCGUGUGCGGGGACAAGGCGUCGGGCUUCCACUACAACGUGCUGAGCUGCGAGGGCUGCAAGGGCUUCUUCCGCCGCAGCGUCAUCAAGGGCGCGCAGUACGCCUGCAAGAGCAGCGGCCGCUGCGAGAUGGACAUGUACAUGCGGCGCAAGUGCCAGCAGUGCCGGCUCCGCAAGUGCCGAGAGGCGGGCAUGCUGGAGCAGUGCGUCCUGUCGGAGGAGCAGAUCAGGCUGAAGAAGAUGAAGAAGCAGCACGAGGACGAGUCGGCGCGCGCCUCGUCGGUGGCCACGCCCACGCCGCCCCCGGAGCUGCUCAGCCUGGGCCCCGAGCAGCAGGCCAUGAUCGACAAGCUGGUGGCCAUGCAGAAGCAGUGCAACAAGAGGUCCUUCAUCGACCGGCCCAAAGUCACCCCCUGGCCCCUGAGCCAGGACCCCCAGAACAGGGAGGUGCGUCAGCAGCGGUUCGCCCACUUCACAGAGCUGGCCAUCAUGUCGGUCCAGGAGAUCGUGGACUUUGCCAAGCAGCUCCCCGGCUUCCUGGAGCUGACCAGAGAGGACCAGAUCGCCCUGCUGAAGACCUCCACCAUCGAGAUCAUGCUGCUGGAGACGUCUCGGCGCUACAACCCGGCCAUCGAGAGCAUCACCUUCCUCAAGGACUUCAGCUACAACAAGGAGGACUUCGCCAAAGCAGGGCUGCAGUUUGAGUUCAUCAACCCCAUCUUUGAGUUCUCCAAAGGGAUGAACGACCUCCACCUGGACGAGGCCGAGUACGCCCUCCUCAUCGCCAUCAACAUCUUCUCUGCAGACCGGCCCAACGUGCUGGACCACGACCUGGUGGAGCGCCUGCAGCAGCCCUACGUCGACGCCCUGCGCGCCUACAUCUCCAUCAAGAGACCCAACGACCACCUGAUGUUCCCCCGCAUGCUGAUGAAGCUGGUGAGCCUGCGCACGCUGAGCUCCGUGCACUCGGAGCAGGUGUUCGCCCUGCGGCUGCAGGACAAGAAGCUGCCCCCGCUGCUCUCCGAGAUCUGGGACGUCCACGAGUGACCGCCUCCCCCCUGGACCCGCCCCUCUCCCCACAUGGCUCCUCCCAGCUCUCCCUGGACCCACCCCUCUCCCCACCUGGCUCCUCCCAGCUCCUCCUGGACCCGCCCCUCUCCCCACCUGGCUCCUCCCAGCUCUCCCUGGACCCACCCCUCU
Messenger RNA from Gadus chalcogrammus (walleye pollock), 2057 nucleotides. RefSeq names its product nuclear receptor subfamily 1, group H, member 3 (gene nr1h3). Lineage: Eukaryota; Metazoa; Chordata; Actinopteri; Gadiformes; Gadidae. The coding region runs from base 408 to 1904 and encodes 498 amino acids. Gene Ontology annotation, biological process: cell differentiation; positive regulation of transcription by RNA polymerase II; lipid metabolic process. The transcript is spliced from 12 exons. The record is from RefSeq and is a predicted model, not a curated record. Gene Ontology annotation, molecular function: nuclear receptor activity; RNA polymerase II cis-regulatory region sequence-specific DNA binding; zinc ion binding.